Molecule: messenger RNA, 2499 nt
Organism: Macrobrachium nipponense
Lineage: Eukaryota; Metazoa; Arthropoda; Malacostraca; Decapoda; Palaemonidae
Product: galactose-3-O-sulfotransferase 3-like
Exons: 2
Coding region: 1134-1970 (278 amino acids)
Biological process (GO): glycolipid biosynthetic process
Cellular component (GO): membrane
Molecular function (GO): galactosylceramide sulfotransferase activity
Source: RefSeq, a predicted model, not a curated record
CAAACUCUGACGUGGUCAAGAGGCGGUUUUGUAUAUAAAAAGCCUUCACGUUAACCAAGACUUUGUGGUUAUGCUUUAACGUCAACCUUUGUUACCACUAACUUUUCUUCUUGGCGCUUAAUGAAAUUGAAGCAUUACAUCCAUACCUAAAGUAAUGUUGUUUCUUACUUAAACCAAAGUCUCUGCGUCACUGUGGCAUACCUAAGUUCUUCUGGUAUCGGAUGCUGCCGACGUUUGUUUGAAAAUUCAACGGAACUUGAGGAUUUAACUCUGAAAAUGCUGCCUGGUUUUGUUCUUGAUAUAUUUUGAAUAACACAUUAAAUUCUUCAAACGAUAAAAAUGUAUCCUGGGAUAUUACAUAAGUAAAUGCUGAAGACAGGUCCGUGACAUAGGAGCUUUCUCCCACCAUCUUGAUGAGCCGAUAUAUACUGAAUAAAAGGAUCUAUUUGGAAAGUCUACAUUGUUAAGUAUCAUUAGCGAACCGUUAUGUACGGAAUACAAAGUAUCUAUUUGGAAAGUCUACAUCGUCAAGAAUCAUUAGCGAAGACGGCGGUAAUACCGUCGCCCUUAUAAGCACCGCAAGGUGUUAAUACUCUCAUAGUUAUUGUCACUGAACGGCUGUAAUACUCACUCUGUAAAAAAUAGUAGAUACCAAAAUCAAUAUGAAUAAAGUUUUUUGCAAAGUCUUUAUUCUAUAUUUCUAUAUAAAGUUCAGAUUAUGAACAAAGAAUUCAAGUAGAAUAGAUUUGAUAUCAAAAUCGCUUAGUUACAAACAAAUUUUUCCAUGGCACUUGUUUAGAAUCACGUUCUCGGAUUUCUAUAAUGACUAUAAAUUGUUUCAGAAGAGCGCUUCAUUUCGAAAAGGCUCCUAAUGCUGAUGAAGGUUUGCAUUUAUCUUAGUUAAUGCAUUUGAGUCAAGUGGGCUUAGGUGCCCUGUUAGGGGUACAAGGCCGAGAGGAAGGCAAAGGAAUAGAAGGCGCAGUGGAGUGAGGAAGAUAUAGGGGAGCAGGGUUUAGCUGAGGAAGACGCUUUCGAUAGAAAGAACUGGAGACGUAUCAAGACAUCUCCCCCUUUAAGCUUAAGGAUGGAGCAGGAGAAGAUGAACAAGUUUUGUCCUCUCUUUGCAACAGGUAAUGAAAGAAGGGGCAGCUUGGGUGACCAUCUUGCGAGAACCAGCUUCUCUUUUCGAGUCCCUCUGGAACUACUUCGACAUGCAUCAGGUAGAUGUAUUUUUCCAGUUCUACCAUGUCAAUCUGACAUAUUUCUCGAAAGCCCUCAGUCUUACUGGCGUUAACAGGAGGGGGAUUGGCAUCGGCCUAAAUCAGAUGACUUUUGACAUGGGGUACAAGAUGCCCAUAGCUAUGAAACCCGGGGAACUCCUCCAGUCGUUCCAGGAGAAGGACGACCUCUUCGAUCUGGUGAUGAUCGCCGAGCGAUUCGACGAAUCUUUGGUCCUUCUGAAGCACUUGAUGUGUUGGUCGACGGAGGACAUCGCAUAUGUCAAGCUCAAUUUUAGGGGAGGGACCACCGAUUCUCCGCCCUUACCGCAGUGGGUGAAAUUGAGACUCAGGAAACUCAAUUACCAAGACGCCAUGUUGUACGACUACUUCCGCGGGGUGUUCAACCAGAAGGUGAGGGACUUCGGGCGGGAAAAGAUGCGCCUCGAAGUCCAAGAACUUCGAAAAGCGAAUGCCAGGCUCUUCGACGAAUGCUUAGCCGACGAACUGGAAGAAUGGGACUCUGAGACGAACGCCAGAUGGGAAAACAGGAAUAUUGUGGGAUGGAAAGUAAAAAAUAAUGCGACGAAAUGCAGACUAUUAGUCAUGCCAGAAACGACCCUGACGGACUUCGUACGAAAACGACAAAAGGAGUGGAGAGAGAGCGGUUGGAAGCUCGACAUGGCUCGGUGGGCGUUGCCUGAUGAUACUGUAAAGAUGCGAGAAAAUACGCUGAAGGGUUUCAUUCUUUAGUUAAUUAUUUUUUCUUCGUUAUGUGUUUUCAACUGUGAACACUGUUUACAGUGAAUAAACUCAUCAGAUGCAAACAUAAAAUAAAGACUUAGCUAGGCCUUCUUAUUUUGUUAACUGAUGGGAAUGUUUAGCGGGUCUUUUAAAACGAACAACUAUUUCUAAAAGGAAAACUCUGACAUCAUUGUAACUCUCUAAUUACCACAAUAUCCUUCUGAUAGGGCCAUGAUUACUCAAUUAUCAAGGUAUUAAUUCUCUGAUAAGACAAUCUUUCAAUUAAGGUAAUCUGAUCAGACCAUGACUUCAGUGAUCAAGGUAACCUUCUGUUAAGGCCAUUGGUGUCCAGUAACCAAAGUAACUCUCUGAAAGGAUUAUCACAGCUCUCCAAUUAUCAUAGUAAUCAUGACACAUAGCAAUGAUUUCCUGAUUGUUAAGUAACCCUUCGACAACACCAUUAGCUUCCAGCUAUCAAAGCAUGCUGAUAGGAGCAGGAUUCUCAAUUUAUCCAAGUAACCCUCCGAUAGGACAUCAA